AAGCUUUCCAACAUAGUUUAUUGGCUGAAAUAUCCGAGGAUGAGCGAUUCCAUAGUAGGGACUGGCAGAGCAAUCCGACAACAUGAGUAAUGCCGUAGCGUACUGUUCUAGAGAAAGCCCCAUUCACUAAAAAGAGUACUGGAAUGGAUUAUCACGGGUAAAACUAGAGAGCCCUAGUACAUCAAUACUCCCAUUCGCCUUUACAGAACACGGUAUGCUCAUCCAUCCGAUCCCUCUGCAGAAUCCAUCCAAACCAUCACUGUUCCGUCCAGCCCACAACUAGCAACUAUUUUCUCCGUCGGGUGUGAGUCAACUCCCAAAACCACAUCUGGAUGGCCCACUAGAAGAUGAACAAUCUCCUUAGUCUGAAUGUCCCAAAUGAAGACAUCCGAGUUUUCCGACCCGGCCAUUCUGGGAAUCAAUCAUCAGCAUUUCUCCACGCGCACCAAGACCAAAAACUGCGAGAGGAUGACUCCUUACACAAAACAACUGCCAUUAGCAAUUAUGAAUGUUGAAAAUAUACUGUACUUUUCAUUCUUGUGCCCCAUGUAGGUUUUAAGGCAUUUACCACGGUGGUAGUCCCAUAACCGGACACAGCUAUCCUUGGUCCCAGCUAGGAGAUAUUUCCCAUUAGGUGAAAACUUGACAGCCAUGACAGGUGCAUUAUCUUCCUCGACCAACGUUCGAAGGCACUGGCCAGUAGUAACAUCCCAAAUCCGUAUCAACCCAUCGUGAGAGCAAGAGACGAUCAUUGUCCCAUCACGAUUGAAAUGGACGCCAGAAACCGGAUCUCCAUGCGCAGGUAAGGUUUUCAUGCACUUUCCCGAACGGAUAUCCCACAGACGAACAGCCUCAUCAUAGGAGCCGGAGGCCACGAUGUUACCGCGGGGCGAGAAGGCGACAGUAUACACCGCAUUAUGAUGGCCACGGAGAAGUCUGAGCAUUUUCCCCUAGGAAUGACUGGUCAGCCAACACAAUCAAUUGCUAGACCCAGAGGCUAUACGCUAGCAACAUCCCAAAGACGGAGGGUCUUAUCAUCGGAACCGGAAACUAAGGUGAGGGAGUCCGGUGCCCAGUCGAUAUCCGAUAUGCCUGCCAUGUGCCCUUCCAAUGUUUGCUCGUAUUUUCCAGUUUUUGCAUGCCAUAUCUUAAUCGUUUGGUCGGCCGCUAUCUACUUGUUAGACUACCCACAGUGGCCAAAACGAUAGCGUUGAGAAAGCACACAUACAGCAGCUCGCGAGCCAUGCGCCAUCAGGACUAAACUUCACGGAUGAGACGCCCAUCCUAUGCCCCUUGAGCGUGUAUUUCAGCGCGUAAUCGGGAACAGUCCGUGUAUCCGAUGAAUCUGACAUUCUCAAAUCGGUUUGCUCUGGCUGUGCGGGGGGUGGUUCCUGUGCUGACGUGGUGCGUGACAGGUAAGCAGAGCAGGGCCGGAGCAGGGCCGGAACUGUUUAAAGGAAGAGAUGGGCACUUCCCUUGGGGCCCAAGGUCACGGCAAAAUAAUGGCUUUCAUUGAGCUCAGCGGUGGGCAAAUGUGAAGCUCUGGGUUCACAUAUGCUAGGGCCCGAAAAUCGGUUGCCAAGCUCAAUAAUGAGCCAGAUGCGGCUCUCUCAAGGGCCAAGAGAACAGACGGAUUGUCAUGAUACACCACCGGUACCGGUAUCGAUACGCCGAUAUGCUCCAAGCAAGAGUACCGGCCGGUGUCUCAAGAACCAACCCCGGAUAGUAUGAUGCUCAACAAAGCAGAAACUCUUUGGUAGAGAGGUAUAUAGACUACCAACUCAGGGCCCUACUGUAUACCACGGAUGAGGGACUUCGUGUAUGGGUUUUACGGGAAUCAAUUUCUCGUGAUGUGGCAUCUUUAUUGGAGAUCGCACCUGGCAACCCAUACCGAUAGCAGGGCACUGCAGUCGAGUAUCUAAUAGAGGGGUGGUAUGGUUCCCCACUCCUCACCGUGAAAGCCCAGCCUUGGUGAUCCUUCAGAAGUUGAUGUGCAUCUACCCAGGUGUCGAACAAUAUCGGUAUGAAGGCGUGGGGAAGGGAGGAUCGUUUGGGGCUCUUCCACC
Molecule: messenger RNA, 2066 nt
Organism: Tuber aestivum (summer truffle)
Lineage: Eukaryota; Fungi; Ascomycota; Pezizomycetes; Pezizales; Tuberaceae
Source: the annotation of a GenBank genome assembly